This is a messenger RNA of Populus euphratica (Euphrates poplar), 706 nucleotides long. RefSeq names its product cysteine-rich receptor-like protein kinase 42. The transcript has 3 exons. The record is from RefSeq and is a predicted model, not a curated record. NCBI's taxonomy places the organism in Eukaryota, Viridiplantae, Streptophyta, Magnoliopsida, Malpighiales, Salicaceae. Bases 212 to 565 code for a protein of 117 amino acids.
CCUGGAUGACGAUUUCCAACCCAAGAUAGCAGAUUUUGGGUUGGCAAGGCUUCUACCUGAAAAUCAGAGCCACCUUAGCACAAAAUUUGCCGGAACAUUGGGAUACACGGCACCUGAGUACGCUCUCCAUGGACAGCUAUCGGAAAAAGUUGACACAUACAGCUUUGGUAUCGUUGUCCUUGAAAUCGUAAGUGGCAAGAAGAGCAGUGAAAUGAUAGCUGAUCCUGGUGCUGAAUACCUCCUCAAAAAGGCAUGGAAGCUAUAUCAGGAUGGUAAGCACAUUAAACUGGUGGAUGAAAGCUUAGAUCCCAGUGAGUAUGAAGCCGAGCAUGCAAAGAAAAUCAUAGAGAUUGCCUUGAUGUGCACCCAAUCAUCACCAACUUUAAGGCCAACAAUGUCCGAGGUAGUUGUUUUGUUCAAAAGUAGGGGUUCACUGGAGCACACACAACCAACUAGACCUCCCUUUGUUGAAUCUGUAGAAAGGGUCCGUGGAGACAGGUCCACUUCUACUGCUUCCUCCUCAUCCAAUGCCACUGCUUCUUUCUCUGUGGUAUCUGCUCGCUGACGUCCCGUUGAUUCAUAAAAUGUGACGUGCAACUUUGGCAACAAGCCCUGAAGAUGAAUAGUUUAUAGGACCUGUGAAUUUGCAUCAUCAUGAUCCCUCCAUGAGAGAUUGGCACCAUAAAUAAGACCAUUCAAAGGAAAA